UUGUUCAUUUUUUUUUGUUGUCAAUUAUAUAUUAAAUCAUUAUUGAUCUGCUAACAUGAGUUUAGCUCAAACUUGUGGUACAAGUUACGAUAUCAAGAAAGAGAAAGAAAGGAAUUAGGAUGUGAUAGUGAUACGAAAGUAGACAAGUAAACGUGGCAAAGCUCUGUUCACUCCUUCAGCUUUUUAUUUUUCAACGGUUUCGGAGUCUACAAUGGACCUUACCAACUCCCCAAUUCCCCCAUUAUUAUGGAAGCUGCAACUCUCCAGCUUCGAAUCCACAUCUCCAUUGGCACACUCGCAAUGUUUCUUCUCAAGGCAUGGAGAGUAUCAGCUUUUGGGGUCUAUGGCUACCUCAACUUCACCAAAUCUGCAUUCAUUGAACAUUCUAAGAAGUUCAAACCAGAGGAUAUGCAAACGAACAUUGAAGGGAAAAAUUGCAUUGUUACUGGGGCGAAUUCCGGGAUUGGAUAUGCAACUGCAGAGGGUUUAGCAUCACGUGGAGCUUCUGUCUACAUGAUAUGCCGCAACAAGGAAAGAGGUGAAGCUGCUCUUUCUGAGAUAAAGUCUAAAACAGGAAACCAAAAUGUUCAUUUGGAGGUCUGUGAUCUUUCCUCAAUCAGUGACAUUAAGUCAUUUUCCUCAAAGUUUAUUUCAAAGAAUGUCCCAGUCCAUGUUCUGGUUAACAAUGCUGGAAUGCUUGAGAAAAAUCGAAUUACGACGCCUGAAGGGUUCGAAUUCAACUUUGCUGUGAAUGUUUUAGGCACUUAUGCAAUGACUGAAUCUUUGUUGCCAUUGCUGGAGAAAGCUGCACCUGAUGCAAAGGUCAUCACAGUUUCUUCUGGCGGAAUGUAUUCAGUUCCCUUAACUAAUGAUCUGCAGUUUAGUGAAGACGAAUUUGAUGGGGUCGUACAGUAUGCACGUAACAAACGAGUUCAGGUGGCUUUAACAGAGAAAUGGUCAGAGAUGUACUCUAAAAAAGGGAUUGGAUUCUACUCGAUGCACCCCGGUUGGGCCGAAACACCCGGAGCGACUAAAUCUUUACCGAGUUUCUCUAAAUCUCUCUCGGGGAAGCUAAGAACAAGCGAGGAAGGGGCCGAUACGAUUAUUUGGUUGGCUUUGCAGCCAAAAGAGAAGUUGGAACCUGGAGCAUUCUUCUUCGAUAGAAUGGUAGCACCAAAGCAUUUAGCUUUUGCCGCUACGAAGUCUUCUCAUACAGCGAUGGGCUCUAUAUAUGACCAUCUUCGUUCUUUGUCUGGCUUGGCUCAAUAGUCUAAACGAGCGUCAACUCCUCUUUGGACCUCGUAAUUGUUGGAAGGAUAUUAUUUGUUAGAAUAUAUGUACUUCACCAAAUAUGUAACUUAGAUCUAAGAAGGGAUAUAUUGGAUGGACGUAGCUCAUUAGAGGAAGCAAUCAAGAUUAUAUCAUCCACAGACAAGGGAAGAUAGGCCAUCUCAUUAUUUUGACAUAUCCCAACAAAUGGGUGUAGAUUGCGGAUUGCAGAGACUUUCAGUUCGGCUGUCAAACCAACUAUUAGUUUGAAAUAUAAUCUAACAAUGUUAAUGGAUAUUAGUUGUAUGUGUAAAGUUCUCCAUGGGGGGAGAUUAUUGUAGUUGGGGUAAUUGGAAGGACAUUGCUAUGAUAUUAGUUGGGAAAUUUUGAAAGGCAUAAUGAACACGACAGUAUGGGCAAAAGAAGAAAAGGAAAAGGGAAAAAGAAUUAGACACAUAUUUAUUUAUACAAGUUCACUCACUACAACCUUUCCAAGUAGUUUCGAACUA
Molecule: messenger RNA, 1778 nt
Organism: Cucumis sativus (cucumber)
Lineage: Eukaryota; Viridiplantae; Streptophyta; Magnoliopsida; Cucurbitales; Cucurbitaceae
Product: dehydrogenase/reductase SDR family member 12
Exons: 10
Coding region: 247-1269 (340 amino acids)
Source: RefSeq, a predicted model, not a curated record